This is a messenger RNA of Cantharellus anzutake, 186 nucleotides long. RefSeq names its product ATPase, F0 complex, subunit J. The record is from RefSeq and is a predicted model, not a curated record. Lineage: Eukaryota; Fungi; Basidiomycota; Agaricomycetes; Cantharellales; Hydnaceae. Gene Ontology annotation, biological process: proton motive force-driven ATP synthesis. Gene Ontology annotation, molecular function: proton transmembrane transporter activity. The coding region runs from base 1 to 186 and encodes 61 amino acids. The transcript is spliced from 3 exons.
AUGUUUGGACUCCGACCCUGGCCAACACCGAUACUUAGGCCUAUGUGGCCCUUCUUCGCAGCCACCAUCAUCACCACCUAUGGCAUUGUUAAGAUGCAGAACUCGCUUGUUGGUGUGGAACCUCACGCCUCAAAUCCCAAAAACCCCUACGCUGCGAAAGUUGCCGCUGAGAAGGCUCAUCACUAG